GUCAACAUACAACAUUCACCCAACAAAUCAAUUGGGGUUCAUAAAAAAACAUGGACUAACGAGCAAGUUAACAGAAUAGCAUCAGAAAUUCGCACAGCCUUUGAACAUCGAGAAUAUUGCAGUGCGAUAUUUCUCGAAGUAUCUCAAGCAUUCAAUCACGUCUGGUUCAACGGCCUUAUUCAUAAAAUUAAAGCAAUUUUGCCGGUGUACAGCCUAAAUUACUUGAGUCGUGUCUCUAAAACAGUCUUCGCAAUGAAGUACAACGCAAAAACAUCUGACACCUACUCAAUCAAACCUGGAGUCCCACAAGGAAGGGCACUAGAGGACAGCGGAUCCAACAAGCGAACAGCUAACAUCCACUUUCGCCGACGACACUGCGAUCCUCAGCCGCUCCAGAUGCACAGUCAACCCAGCUCGCUAACCACCUUUAGACAGCCAUGCCCUCCGCUCGACUUGAACAGCACUCAGAUCCCCGAAGUCAAGGUGGUAACGUACCUCGACAGCCUCCACUGCCUCAUAACGCCCGAUCGGCCCUGUGUCUGGACUACAAGGUCCUGGUCUACAACGCCACCCUAAAGCCCAUAUGAACGUAUGGUUCCCAGCAUGGGGAAAACGCGUGCAGCUCCAAUCUAGACAUCGUACAGCGCGCCCAAUCAAAAAUCCUGAGAACUAUCACUGGGGAACUAUGGUAUAUUCUCAACCAAAACAUCCACAGGGAUCUUGGCAUUCACAAAAUAGAAAAACAAAAAAC
Messenger RNA from Drosophila kikkawai, 751 nucleotides. RefSeq lists its product as uncharacterized. Lineage: Eukaryota; Metazoa; Arthropoda; Insecta; Diptera; Drosophilidae. The record is from RefSeq and is a predicted model, not a curated record.